This is a messenger RNA of Morus notabilis, 1417 nucleotides long. RefSeq names its product gibberellin 2-beta-dioxygenase 2. The record is from RefSeq and is a predicted model, not a curated record. The transcript has 2 exons. The coding region runs from base 72 to 1187 and encodes 371 amino acids. NCBI's taxonomy places the organism in Eukaryota, Viridiplantae, Streptophyta, Magnoliopsida, Rosales, Moraceae.
CCUCACCCCUCGAGUAGUCAUUUCCUUUGAGAAGAUCUCCACUUUCAUUUCAUACACACCAUAUCAUAACCAUGGCCUCCUCCGCUCAAAACAUCCACAGCGGCGCCACGUCAGCGCCGCCGCCAACGCCGUCAACACAGCCCAACAACAACCUCUUCUCCACCACCUCCUCCGCCGCCGCAGCCGACGCCCUCUCCCGCCUCCUCCACCGCCUCCCGCCCGCCCUCUCUCUCCCUUCCCGCCGCCUCGCCUCCCCUCCCGCCAAGUGUCCUCCCUCCAUCUCCCUCUCUGGCGAUACUAUUCUCGACGACCUCCUCUCGUCCUCGUCCCAACUCGGUUUCUUCCAAUUCACCGGCCACUCAGUCCCACCCCAACUCGCCAGCUCGGCCGAGUCGGAAGCGCUCGCAAUCCUGAACCUUGCCAGAGAACAGAAGGAAUCGUGUUUCCCAAAGAACUGGCCUUUGGGGUACGAAGCAGAGGAAGAUGAGGAAGGAGACGGGCAAGGCGAGUUUCUCUGUCUCGACUCGGCGUGUUCCGCCGAGUCGACCGAGUUGGCUGUCAGUUCGGUCAGCGAGUUGACCCGGGAGUUGGAGAGAGUCGGGUUGAGGAUAGUCGAGAUGCUUUCCGGGUCGGUCGGAUUUGAGAACCCGUUUGGGAAUAACCCAGAGAGGUUGUGCUCUUACAUGUGGAUAUCCGAGGAUUUGCCUGGCAAAAAGGCGAUGAAUUCGGGUGGGUUUUAUCCGUAUGUAGUCGGGUUGCAGUAUCAAAUUCGGAGCAGAAAGUAUUCAUUGAUGGCGGAUUCGGGUUGGGUCUCGGUCUUGCCCCAGAUAGACUCGGUCAUGGUUACUAUAGGUGACAUUGCUCAAGUAUGGAGCAAUGGGAAGUUGAAGAAAGUGAGAGGAAGACCAAUUGCGUGUUCAGGAGAAGGCAUGAACAACACUCGCAGCAUAUCAAUGACUGUGCUUAUAACUCUUCCUCUAGACAGUACGGUCUCUCCUCUUCUCCCCAAAGACUGCACUAAAACUAAUAAUACUAAUUGUGGCCACAACCAUAAUAAGGAUGAAGAAUGUGAAGAAGAAGAAGAAAAGAGGUUGUUUAACUCAUUUUCUUUUGAGGAUUAUGCUUGGAGAGUCUAUCAUGAGCGCUUUCCGAUCAAAGAUCCGCUUGACAGGUACCGAAUCAAGUAAAUUUUAGCUGUUUUUCUAAGAGGAUAUAUAUGUAAUUCUGCUGCUUGGCUUGCCCUACAGCUAGUUUGAUACUCUUUUUUUCCCCUUCUCUUUCAGGAGAUUGAUUAUUAGUGGUUUCUUUUAUUUAUUUAUUUUGAUCAUAUUUGGUGGCAUUGAGGUGGACAUUGUUACUUAGUUGUGCUUUAUAUUAUUUGUGUACGUACGAAGAGGGAGUGGUUGUUAUCAUUAUA